AUGUCAUCAACACCUUCCAGCCCCCUCGACCCCCAUGGGCCUCUCACCGACCAACAGAGCCGCGAUGCCUAUAUGAAUGCUCGUCGGCAGCUGCCAAGGGAAAUCCCUCCAGCAACUGAGCAGCUUCGCCCAGCUAGACGGGAGCAAAUAGAUCUGUCGCACCUUAACCUGAGCGAUAUCCCACUGCCAGGCGCGACGAGUCAUGAACCACCCAUGACUCCGAUCUCAAGGUGGCUCCGCAAUAUUGAGCCGCUGUCCCCAACAACCGACUUAGCGCUCCGGACUGAAUCUUACUCGAGUCCUGAGAGCGACGGGUCGAUGGACACUGCCUCCACCUCGUCGGUUGUCGCUGACCGCAACCAACAGAGCCCUACCCGGAUCAUCGCAUUCACUCGCGAAGGGCUCUUCAUUCCCGAGGGCAUCAGCCCCACAAACGCCCGCCACCGACCCGCCGACAUCCAUCCGAUCGCCGGGCCAAGCAACGCACGGAUGGUUUCGCCAAGUCCAGCGGCGAAUUCAGACAGCGACAGCCCGGUGCUUUCGUCAAGUCCGGCGAAGAAGUCUUCGAACAGCGCCGGAAUGGUUUCGUCCAGUCCGACGAAGAAGACGGUGAAGGUUAAUGGGAAGGGAAAGGCCCCCGGCCGAUCGGACGGUAAGAAGAAACACGGUGUUCCGACCGCUAAUCUCCCACGUCGACCUGUGGUCAAAAUCCCCAAGAGCAUGGCUUCGCUCAGGAAAGGGCCCAGCCAGCAAAUCAUAGGCUCUUUCCCCUUCCACCCGUUCUUCCCUCCAUCCUUCCCAACAACCUAUCUACUGCUGUCCGGUAUGUGGCUUCCGAUGUGA
Molecule: messenger RNA, 843 nt
Organism: Puccinia graminis f. sp. tritici CRL 75-36-700-3
Lineage: Eukaryota; Fungi; Basidiomycota; Pucciniomycetes; Pucciniales; Pucciniaceae
Exons: 1
Coding region: 1-843 (280 amino acids)
Source: RefSeq, a predicted model, not a curated record